This is a messenger RNA of Rhizophagus irregularis DAOM 181602=DAOM 197198, 432 nucleotides long. Lineage: Eukaryota; Fungi; Glomeromycota; Glomeromycetes; Glomerales; Glomeraceae. The record is from RefSeq and is a predicted model, not a curated record.
GCUAGUCAUUCGUCUAAAUUUUAAAUUGUGAAAUUGAGUCUAAUUUUGUCUAAUUGUUAAUGAUUUUUAUUAUCUGUCUAUUUACACCUACCAUUCACCAUUUACCAUCCACCAUCCACUAUUUACCAUUUACCAUUCACCAUCCAUUGUCAACCAUUAUCAACCAUUGUCAACUAUCAUCCACAUCCAUCAUCUACUAUUCAUCAUUCACCAUCUAUCGUCCACCAUUAUCUACUAUCAUCCACUCAUCCAAAAUUAUCUACAACUUACUUUAUCUGACAAAAGUCCGAAAGAGAAACCUACAAAAAAAAUAAAGAAAUGGUUAGUAAACUGUUAUUAUUUCAAUAAAAAAAUGUCAAAGUUUUGAAGAUUCAAAACCUACCCAUUCAAUAGAAGUCCGAAAGAAAAACCUACAAAAAAAAAUAAAUAAAC